AUGGCCGCUACAACCACCUCCUUGCGCCUCGCCCCUGCGUGCGCCACGCUGCGAGCAGACCCCGCGCAUUCGCUGAAAGGCGCAACCACCGUGAAAGCCGCUCCGAAGCGCCAAAGAGCCGGCGCAGCUCGCGCCGCCAUGAUGGAGGCGCCACCGGUCCCAAUGAAGAGCCACGAGGAGAAGAACCUGUACGUUCCUCCCUCUCUCUCUCUCCGCCCCUUCCUACCUUGCUUUCCAUUUCAUUCUGCUUUCGACUCCUUGUCCCCGCCGCACAUUGAGCAGAUCAAGGCGCUCUCACUAGUGACGGCGAUCAAGACGCCGUAUCUCCCGGACGGGCGGUUCGACAUCGACGCUUACGACUACCUGGUGCACCACCAGAUCGAGAACGGCACGGAGGCCAUCAUCGUGGGCGGCACGACGGGCGAGGGGCACCUCAUGAGCUGGGAUGAGCACGUGAUGCUUAUCGCGCACACGGUGAACUGCUUCGGCGAUCAACUCAAGGUUAUUGGGAAUACCGGCAGUAACAGCACGGGCGAGGCGAUGCACGCGACGGAGCAGGGCUUCGCGGUGGGCAUGCACGCGGCUCUGCAGAUUAACCCGUACUACGGCAAGACCAGCGUCGACGGAAUCAUUCAACACUACAAGGCGGUGCUGCCGAUGGGCCCCGCGAUUAUCUACAACGUGCCGGGGCGCACGGGGACGGACCUGACGCCCGACGUGAUCGAGGAGCUCGCCCAGCACGAGAACUUCGCGGGCGUGAAGGAGUGCGUCGGGAACGACCGCGUGUCGACGCACACCAGCAAGGGCAUUGUCGUGUGGAGCGGCAACGACGACCAAUGCCAUGAUGCCAAGUGGAAGCACGGCGCGAAUGGUGUUAUUUCCGUUCUCAGCAACCUCGUCCCCGCAACCAUGUCCUGGCGCGUGCCGUUCCAGCCCGCCCCCUCUGUCUCUCACACCACCAUGCCUCUUCCCACCGCCCUUAAUGCCGCUCUCGUCCCCACUCCGCUCUCGCGCGGCAUGCCCACGCCGCCUCUCUCCAUCCCCCUUCUUGCCCCUUCUACCUGUACCUCAUCUCUCCUGCAACGCCUCAUGCUGCCCGCAUCUCUCCCCCCCUCCCCCCCCCUCUUCCGCCUCCCCCCCUCAGGGCUGGUGCACGAGAUGCUGACGACGGGUCCGCACCCCGAGCUGAACGCGAAACUCGCGCCGCUCACCAAGUGGCUGUUCCUCGAGCCCAACCCCAUCGGACUCAGCACGGCGCUCUGCCAGCUCGGCCUCGUGCGGCCCGUGUUCCGCCUGCCGUACACGCCCUACAACGAGGCGCGGCGACGCGAGUUCGUGGAAAUUGUGAACAACAUCGGGCUGGAGCACUUCAUUGGCGCGAAGGAAGUGCGCGCGCUGAAGGAUGACGAUUUCCACCUCAUCACGCGCUUCUACUAG
Closterium sp. Naga37s-1 is the source of this 1437-nucleotide messenger RNA. The record is from the annotation of a GenBank genome assembly. NCBI's taxonomy places the organism in Eukaryota, Viridiplantae, Streptophyta, Zygnematophyceae, Desmidiales, Closteriaceae.